Molecule: messenger RNA, 2900 nt
Organism: Hippocampus comes (tiger tail seahorse)
Lineage: Eukaryota; Metazoa; Chordata; Actinopteri; Syngnathiformes; Syngnathidae
Gene: parp12a
Product: poly (ADP-ribose) polymerase family, member 12a
Exons: 12
Coding region: 27-2168 (713 amino acids)
Cellular component (GO): nucleus
Molecular function (GO): NAD+ poly-ADP-ribosyltransferase activity; metal ion binding
Source: RefSeq, a predicted model, not a curated record
UUUCCAUUGGGGCUCGAUCUUCGUCCAUGGUUGCUAAGGCACAGAACAGCGGUUGCUAUCGCUCGUGUUGCCGGAAGCACAGUACAUUUAGCAAAGUGGAAGACGGUGGCCGUAGUCCACAAACCUUCCUCGAGAUGAACGCAAAAGUGUCGAAUUUCAUCAUCCAGACCCUGUGUGACUACCAAGGCAGUUUGGACUUCAGGGUUUUGACUGGGAAAGUGGAACAGACGUUUCCUGUUGAGGCGCAAGUCCUUCACCGUUUUCUUACGGACGAAGCCAGAAUAGCAGUGCAUAAUGGCAUCCUGGCCGUCGCUGCGGGUCAGAUAUGCAGCCAGGACAGUGUCAUUGUGGCAAAAACGUCGCUACGGAUCUGCCAGAAGAAACCUGGCGAGUGUUUGCAGUGUGAGAGUUUGCACCUGUGCAAGUUUUAUGUGUUGGGGACCUGCACGUUUGGAUUGAAAUGUAAAUGUCCACACAACUUGACUUGGCCGCACAAUGUAGAGCUGUUGAAGAAACAUGACCUCCUACACCUUUCAGAAAAACAACUGUUCCAAAUGUUAUUACAGAAUGACCCCUACCUUCUUCCGGAGAUAUGCUCACAUUACAAUAUGGGCGAAGGUGUCAGCGGUUUGUGCAAGUUCACCUCUACGUGCCACAAGCUUCAUAUCUGCAAGACCCAUUUCACCACAGGAGUCUGUAAACUAGGCCCAUCGUGUUCCAGAAUCCAUGAUCUUAAUCCAAAGGCGCACAAGAGUUUUGAAAAAUUCAGCCCAGAGAUGAUUGCGAGUCUCCCAAAAGUCUACAAAAAUAAAAGCAUGCUCGCGGAUGAUCAGAAGAGUCGAGCUAAUGCCGCUCCUGAGUAUAGAGGUGCUGCUGUGUCAGUGGGUGCAACUAAGCCGGCGAGGGAUUCUGACACAAAGGAAAUUUGCCUCUUCUUCCUCAAAAAACAAUGCAUCUAUAAAGAGAAAUGUCGCAGUGUCCACUGGCACUUACCAUAUAGAUGGCAAGUUUUGGACAAGGACGGUGUGACCUGGAAAGACCUGAGCGACAUGGAGGAAAUUGAGAAGGCCUACUGUGACCCAGCAAGAGAGUCAAGCAUCGAACACGAGACGUGCACUGUUGCAAAAUUGAAAAACUGGAUUCUCAGCCACCCCAUAGCCACUGGAAUGCUAUCAGUUGACUUCAUGAGUAUGACUUGCAACGGCUCUCCUGUGCGUCGCCUGUCGACAGCCUCCUCUGUAACGAAGGCCUCUCACUUUAGUCUGACAACGCAGUGGCUCUGGUACUGGAUGGAGAGCAUUGUCAAAUGGCAGGAGUAUGGUCAGAGCCAAGUUAAGACGCCAGACUCUCUCACUUCUGAAACGCUGGAGAAAUUUUACUCGGUCGACCAAAAGACACAAAUAUCUUUCACAACUGGCGGACAGCAAUAUGUGAUGUACUUCAAAAAUGAAGCAGGAACUCUGCAGAUGUAUCAGGAAAAUAUCAAAUAUUUAACCAAGCGGGAGGUCCGAAGGAGGCCUCGCUUUGUGUCCUCCAAAGAUGUGGAGGUCAUGCUGACCAGCUCCGGGUCUUUGACUGAACAAUGCCCUCCCCAUUGGGACAAGAAUGCCCUGCCUGACACUGGAUACAAGCUCGUGCCUCUUCCCAAAUCUCCAGAGUACAACAGGAUUGAAUGUUUGUUCAAGGCAACAAUGCCACAGAGUAGGAUCCACAGUAUCAACAGGAUCCAGAACCCUUUGCUGUGGACAUCCUUUCAGCUGCACAGAGAUCAGAUGAAGAAGAGGAAUGGAGGGAAGCCUGUCAUUGAGCAGUACUUGUUCCACGGGACAAACGAUAACUUGAUCGCAGCCAUCUGCGAGCAAAACUUCGACUGGAGGAUGAGCGGCGUCCACGGCACCACCUUUGGCAAAGGAAGCUACUUUGCCAAACAGGCUUCUUACUCAAACCGCUACGCCACUGUCAGAAAUGGGAACAAGAGUAUGUUUGUGGCCCUGGUCCUGGUUGGCGAUUACAUCAAGGGAAGCAGCCAGUAUACCCGUCCACCGGCCAAACCAAUGAGCCUAACCCUUUACGAUAGCUGCGUUGAUGACGAGAAAAACCCCACUGUUUUUGUGAUCUUUGAACGUCAGCAGAUUUAUCCGGAGUACAUUAUUCACUACUCUGAGUAGCAAUAGCAGCUGUUGCUUAAGGUGAUUCGAGAGGUUUUGUCUUCCAAUGAUUGUGGUGUUUCCACUGAGAGCUUUGGUUAUCCCAGGACCAACAUUAGUUUUAAGAGUUCAUCAAAAUAACAAAGGUUAAAACAUAUAUACUUUCUUGGCUUAAGUAAAAAAUAGUCACUAAGUACAACAAAGCGCAGUACUUGAUCCUUAAGACUUGGGAAAGUUGUGAAUGUAACUAAGCAUUUCUUUCAAAUAACACACAAAAGUACUUUACCAAGACAUAAUCCAUAUAAACCAGACAUAUCAAAUUUGGGACAUAACAAAUCUGGCCCUAACUAAAUGAAGGUAAUGCUGUCUGAUCACAUUCUGAAUUGUCACACAGGUGCAAGAAAAAGUUAACCAUUGACAUUGACAGAGACUUUGCUUCUGAUGUCACUUUUUAGGGCUGCUGCUCCUUUAAGAGUGAGUACAGAAAAAGCUAAAUUAAAUAUGUGCAGGGAUGAUAUUUUGAUAUCUGAACUAAAUUAGUAACCAGAGUAGCAAUCCAAUUUGGAAAAAAAUGUGAGUCUUGGAAAAAAAAAAUCUAAAUUGAUCCAAAAUCAUUCUUUUAAAGCCAUCUGAAACAAGACCUGCUAAAUACUGUACACUCAAAUGUUGUGUUGAGGGUGUCCAACUUAGGGUUUUCAAUACACAGUGUUUAUUUGUUGGGCAAAUAAAAUGUGAGUUUCUACAUUGUUGAAU